GUGGACCAGGGAAGGAACACAUUAAAGCCCGGAGUUUUGGUAUAAAUAAGCGAACUGGAAACGGAUAGACACAGAAAACAACGGCCGGGCACCAGUAGGUGUAGUAGCAAGGAAUACCUCUUGUGCAGUAUUUGAAAAAAAAACGCAUUUCCCCCCCCAAAAGUCUCCAAGAUCUAAAAGGUUCCGAGAUGAAAGCUGUCAGCCCGAUCCGUUCGAGCAGGAAACAAAGCAGCGGCGACAUUGCGCGGGGCCUGUCAGAGCAGAGCCUUGCAAUCUCCAGAGGCAAAGCGCCGCUGGACGAGCCGCUUGGCCUGCUCUACAACAUGAACGACUGUUACUCCAAACUGAAGGAGCUGGUGCCCAGCAUCCCGCAGAACAAGAAAGUCAGCAAAAUGGAAAUCCUCCAGCAUGUCAUCGAUUACAUUCUGGAUCUGCAGAUCGCUUUGGACACGCACCCCUCUUCCAUCGUUCUCCAUCAAAGCCAGAACUCCCCCUCCAGAACGCCCCUGUCAGCACUCAACACAGACGUUGCCAUCCUAUCUUUACAGGCAUCUGAAUUCCCCAAACAGUUGUUGACGGACGACAGUAAGACGUUUUGUCGUUGAUCAACUGGUGUUCGCACAUCACGAGGCCUGAGCUGAUGUAGCCCCUGGAGCGAUCGCAGCCAAGUGACCCAACAACAAUCAUUGACUGAAUGACUUUCUGAGUGAUCCUCCAGCUCCCUUUCACCCGGUCUGAUCGGUUAUUUAUAAACGGACUGAAUGCCCUUUCUUCAUUUGGAAGGGUCGCAGUUGUUUUUUUUUCCUAGUUUCAUUAUUAAUAUAUCCCAGAUGAGGGAAGCGCGCACAUACACAUACAUACGCACAAACACACAAACACACACACACACACACACAAGGACUAUCGCCGAUGGAAGAAGACUUCAUCUUGUGAAGGUGGAGCGUGGCCAGAAAGAGAUCUAUCUACUUGUUGAUUUAAAAGAAACCAUUUUGCCAGGUUUUGUUCUGGCAAAGAACUGGCGCUGAGUUUGUAAGAUAUACAACCUUGUGAACUCUGAUCAGAGUAUUGUGUAUAGUAGCAGAGAUGUGCAUUUCUGCGACGUUGUAAUGCUGUACUUAAUUAUGCUGAAACUUUUUAUAAAAGUUAAUAUUGUAAAUCGUACUUUUUAUACAAAAUAAAUCGUUGCUUACUGAAUGUGAAAUUA
Messenger RNA from Amblyraja radiata (thorny skate), 1204 nucleotides. RefSeq names its product DNA-binding protein inhibitor ID-2. NCBI's taxonomy places the organism in Eukaryota, Metazoa, Chordata, Chondrichthyes, Rajiformes, Rajidae. Gene Ontology annotation, cellular component: cytoplasm; nucleus. The record is from RefSeq and is a predicted model, not a curated record. Gene Ontology annotation, biological process: circadian regulation of gene expression; negative regulation of transcription by RNA polymerase II; cell differentiation. The transcript has 3 exons. Gene Ontology annotation, molecular function: transcription regulator activity; protein dimerization activity. The coding region runs from base 189 to 605 and encodes 138 amino acids.